AUGGCGAGUUCGAUUUCUUCAAUCUCUCUAUCGCCAUGUUUCAUCGUCAACAAGCAAAGCCCGUGGCUUCAUAACCCAUCGCCGACCUCGAGCCGUCUCAUCCUUAAUCAUUCUUCAAAGCAUCUUAAUCGUCCACUGUCUUCUUCGCCGGCCUCCGUCGUAGAAACUGAUGACGACACCUUCAGUGGUUGCAGAGGGUGCGGGAAGGAGGAGAAAGAGAGUGGUUGUAACGGUGACGGACGGAUUCAAGGCGGCAUUGCUACUGUCCCUGGCUUCGGGUGGUGGCCCAUUAAGGCUUACAGGCCUUGUCCCGCUUUUGUGGAGGCCGGAGGUAGAUACCGCCGCAUCGGCCAGAGCAUGGACGAGGUCGCAUUCGGUCGUGGUGGUGACUCUAAAUCCACCGCUGAUUCGUAG
This is a messenger RNA of Microthlaspi erraticum, 414 nucleotides long. The record is from the annotation of a GenBank genome assembly. Lineage: Eukaryota; Viridiplantae; Streptophyta; Magnoliopsida; Brassicales; Brassicaceae.